ACCGGUGUACGCCGAAAGUCGCCCAGGCGGGCGGUGUCGGCACUCGAUAAACCGCUCCUAUCUGCCGGUUGACCCGCUCCAGCCGGGCUACCAAGACGGUCGCGGAUGCAAAAAUAGGCUCAGUAUACCUAAUAAUGACAACAGACGUUGGGCAGUCUCGGUCAGUUGUCCUUAAUCAAUCUAUUUUGGCGGCUAACUCCACCUAUACCAAGGCCCUAAAUCCAGACCGACCGCCUCGGUAUCUAUAAUAAGUGCACCCAUUGUACUUUUUAUCGGCUGUUGCACGUUAGCCGACUGUUGGAUGCCGUUAUAGCUAGCUAACCCGAUUUAUAUGGAAUGUUUUGAUAAUAACAACGACCGAGGGUAUUUAGUAAUUAAUUUGAAAAUAUUACAGGGGAAAAAAUGAACAGUCGACUGCAAGAGAUCCGCCAGCGACAAAAACUUAGGCGGCAGCUUUUAGCUCAACAGUUGGGAGCUGAAAGUGCAGACAGCAUUGGAGCUGUCCUAAACAGUAAAGAUGAACUAAAAGAGAUAGAGGAGACAAGAGAAACAUGCAGGGCUUCAUUUGAUAGUUCAGCUCUGCCUUCUAAAAGGAAGGCACAGACGGAGGGAGAGGACACAGAGGAAGAUGUGGAAGAACAAAAGGAUGAGGUGGAAGUGCAGCAGCCGGAUGAAAGCAACCCAUAUGAGGAGGUGUACAAGGACUCAAGUACUUUCCUUAAGGGUACCCAGAGUUUGAACCCUCAUAAUGACUACUGUCAGCACUUUGUGGACACAGGCCACAGGCCACAAAACUUCAUCAGAGACGUUGGCUUGGCUGACCGAUUCGAAGAAUACCCUAAACUUCGAGAGCUGAUCAGACUGAAGGACGAACUCAUCUCCAGCACCAACACCCCUCCGAUGUACCUCCAGGCUGACCCUGAGCACUUUGACCUGCAGGACUUGAAGUGCAAGUUUGAUGUUAUUCUGCUUGAACCUCCCUUAGAGGAAUACUACAGAGAAUCUGGCAUCAGCCACACUGAACGUUUCUGGACCUGGGAUGAUAUCAUGAAACUUGAAAUUGAGGAGAUAUCAGCUCUACGCUCCUUUGUCUUUCUCUGGUGUGGCUCUGGUGAAGGCCUGGACUUGGGCAGAAUGUGUUUGAGGAAGUGGGGCUUUAGGCGGUGUGAGGAUAUUUGUUGGAUCAAGACCAAUAAGAAUAACCCAGGCAAGACAAAGGCACUGGACCCAAAAGCAGUGUUCCAGAGGACUAAGGAACACUGCCUAAUGGGGAUCAAAGGCACAGUGCGUAGGAGUACUGACGGUGACUUUAUCCAUGCCAACGUGGACAUUGACUUGAUCAUCACUGAGGAGCCUGAGAUGGGAAAUGUAGAGAAGCCUGUAGAGAUUUUCCACAUCAUUGAGCACUUCUGUUUGGGCCGCAGGAGGUUGCACCUGUUUGGGCGAGACUCAACCAUCAGACCAGGCUGGUUGACAGUGGGUCCUACUUUGACAAACAGUAACUUUAACCCAGAGACCUACGCCUCACAUUUUGGCCUGCCUAACUCCCAUCUUUCUGGCUGCACUGAGGAAAUAGAGAGGCUGCGGCCCAAAUCUCCCCCUGCCAAGCUGAAGUCGGACCGUGGUGGCGGAGCACCCAGAGGUGGACGUGGCGGGCCGAAUGCAGGAAGAGGCGGAGACAGAGGCCGUGAAAGAAACCGACCAAAUUUCCGUGGGGACAGGGGAGGGUUUAGGGGCAGGGGAGGGCCACACAGGGGUUUUCCACCCCGCUAGAGCAUAGAUCUCAUGCCAAAUAGACUGAUACUAAGAAUUUCCAUCUGCAUUAACCCCAAAAACAGGAUUGUUUGUAAUGCAGUUGGUAUGGUUAAUAUGUGACACCUGAGAAGUUAAGUGAGAGCGAUCAGUCAUUUUGAAUCUUUUUGGUUUGUUUAUAUUUUUUCAUGGAUAUACUUUACAUUGAAUGGUUAUUCUCUGAAUAAACACUCUUUUCACUA
Messenger RNA from Xiphias gladius (swordfish), 1994 nucleotides. It is a transcript of the gene mettl14, whose product is annotated as methyltransferase like 14. The record is from RefSeq and is a predicted model, not a curated record. The transcript is spliced from 11 exons. Gene Ontology annotation, molecular function: mRNA binding. Gene Ontology annotation, cellular component: nucleus; RNA N6-methyladenosine methyltransferase complex. NCBI's taxonomy places the organism in Eukaryota, Metazoa, Chordata, Actinopteri, Istiophoriformes, Xiphiidae. Bases 403 to 1773 code for a protein of 456 amino acids.